This is a messenger RNA of Pyrus x bretschneideri (Chinese white pear), 1739 nucleotides long. RefSeq names its product probable BOI-related E3 ubiquitin-protein ligase 2. The transcript is spliced from 2 exons. NCBI's taxonomy places the organism in Eukaryota, Viridiplantae, Streptophyta, Magnoliopsida, Rosales, Rosaceae. Gene Ontology annotation, molecular function: ubiquitin-protein transferase activity. The coding region runs from base 595 to 1446 and encodes 283 amino acids. The record is from RefSeq and is a predicted model, not a curated record.
GAUUCUCUCAAUCUCCUCCCCCGCUCCCUCUUCGUAACGUCUGACCCUUUCGCGUCUCUCUCUCUCUCCUCUCUCUCUCUCUUACUUUCUUUAUCAAAUCUCUGACCCGAUCAUUCUGUGACCCUUCUGUCCCCAAAUCUGCAUGUGUACGUCGUCGUUUUCCCGCCACCCCCACAUCUGUCUCCCAUUAAAUGCUCCCGUUGGUUUUCAAGAGUUUUGGGAUUUUGGGCAACAGAGAAAAAGACUCCCAAAGCUCUUAACUUUCUUUAUUAAUUAACCCUUUUUUUAGUUCCUUAAUUAGCAUUAAUUAGUCACAAUUAAUUUAUAUUAAGAAAGAUUUGUCCGUUUCCUCUCUAUAUAUAAACCACUCUUCCAGUAAAACCAGAAACUCAAAGCAACAAAGAAGGCAAAGGUUAUGCCAAUAGAGAGAGAGAGAGAGUUUUUAGAGAGAGAGAGAAAGGGUCAUGCAUCUUUUCUGAUAUAACAAGAACAUUGAACCCUCCUGCUUUUCUAAACCUACCCCAUUUCGUUUCGUAUUAAAAAGUCCCAUGAAAUAUGUGAAGGCAGAAGAUUAAAGGUUGUCUGAGAAAAAACAUGGCAGUUCAGGCACAAAGUUUGUAUUUUUCUGAAGAUUGGUCGUCGGCGGCGGCGCUGCUCCACCCUGUUUCCGGCCUCGACGACAUAUUUUCCGGCAUUCCGAGCCCUCCGCCUCCCGCCCUUCAUCCUCCUCAAAAUCACUUUCACCUCCGUCUUCCGGUGGCACAGAAUCAGAGGCAGAAUUUAAACACGACGGGCUUUGAUUUCUGCAACCAGUUAGGAGCUUCGGUUUCGCCUUCCACUUUCAAUGGCUUUCUCCCUACGCAGUUCUCGGAAAACUUAGGGGCGCAGCUGGACUUGCAAAGGCACGAGCUCGACUGCAUUAUUCAAUUGCAGAGUGAAAAGCUGAAGUUCGCAUUGCAAGAGCAGAGGAAGCAGCAACUAGCAGCUCUGUUGUGCAACUUAGAAUCCAGAACGUUGAAUGUAAUUAGGCAGAAAGAAGAAGAGUUAGGACAGGCGACAAAAAAAGCGAUGGAGCUCCAGGACUGCCUGAGAAAAGCAGAGAUGGAAAGCGAUAUGUGGCAGCGGGUGGCGAAAGCGAACGAAACAAUGGUGACGGACCUGAACAACGAGCUCGAGCAGGUCAGAGAGCGACUGGUUCUCGUCAGCAGCGAAACCGACGACGCAGAGUCCUGCUGUGAAAACAGAGUAGCAAUUAUGGAGGAAGAUCAAUUAGCGGAAGAGAAAAGGAGAAAGUUGGUCUGCAAAAGCUGCCAGGCACGGAGCUCAUGCGUGCUUUUCCUGCCGUGCAGGCAUCUCUGUUCGUGCAAGUUCUGUGAAGGGUUUCUUGGAUUUUGCCCCGUUUGUGAUUCCGCCAAGGAGGCAAGCAUGGAGGUCUUUUUUGUCUAGCAAGAAACAGUGCCAAGCAAAAAAGUGCUUCUAAAAAAAGCAUGAAUCUUUAUUACUUUUGUGACUCAUGACGUGAUGCGCUGUGCUCCCUUCAUUUUGGCUACUCCGUUCAUUAUUCAUGAAUUUUUAGUAUAUAUUGGAUUUUAUAGUGCGAUUUUAGUGUCCUUAAUUUAUGUAAUGAAUUUCCAUAUAUUUAUGUGGUUUGUGUAUAUAUUUAGGGUUUUAAAUCAUUUAGAUUCUUCAAUGGAACUUCAUAAUAUCAUCAUAUAUUAAAUUAAGUAAUGUAUACUAUA